This is a messenger RNA of Columba livia (rock pigeon), 12489 nucleotides long. RefSeq names its product oxytocin receptor (gene OXTR). Gene Ontology annotation, biological process: positive regulation of vasoconstriction; maternal process involved in parturition; regulation of systemic arterial blood pressure by vasopressin. The coding region runs from base 405 to 1583 and encodes 392 amino acids. The record is from RefSeq and is a predicted model, not a curated record. The transcript is spliced from 7 exons. Gene Ontology annotation, cellular component: plasma membrane. Lineage: Eukaryota; Metazoa; Chordata; Aves; Columbiformes; Columbidae. Gene Ontology annotation, molecular function: peptide binding; oxytocin receptor activity; vasopressin receptor activity.
UCCGGCCCCGGGUCCCCUCCCCGGGUCCCCUCCCCGGGUCCCCUCCCCGGGACCCCUCCCCGGGACCCCUCUCCGGACCCCUCUCCGGACCCCUCCCCGUCCGGCCCCGGCCCCCCAAGCGCUGCCCCCGGGGCUGCCCCGGGAGGGGCCGCAGGAGCCUGCGGAGACGUCGGGUGCCCUGGGAGGGGACAGGGUGGAGCCGCCGGAGAGUCUCCAGCCCCGGGGCCGGGACCAGCGGGACUGCUCGGCGGGGAACGGCGGGGAACGGCAGAGCCGGAGCCGCACAGCCCGGGGAGCGGAGCGGAGCCGAGCGGGGACACGGCUGGCUCAAACGGGGACGCGUUCGGAGAGGAUCUGCCACCCACCCUCCCUGCUACCGGGCUCUAUGUGGGACGGAGCUGGCCAUGCAGAAGUUGUACUUUGCGGGAAGCAGCCUAUGGACCAUCAACAGCUCUCUGGGGAACGGCAGCCUGCACCUGGAGAACCAGAGCUCCGGGAGGAACAGCACCACCGACCCCCUGAAGAGGAACGAGGACAUGGCCAAGGUGGAGGUGACGGUGCUCUGCCUCAUCCUGUUCCUCGCCCUGACCGGCAACCUCUGUGUGCUGCUGGCUAUCCACACCACCCGGCAGAAGCACUCCCGCAUGUACUUCUUCAUGAAGCACUUGAGCAUCGCUGACCUGGUUGUGGCCAUCUUCCAGGUGCUGCCCCAGCUCAUCUGGGACAUCACCUUCAGGUUUUAUGGGCCAGAUUUUCUUUGCCGGUUGAUCAAGUACUUGCAGGUAGUGGGGAUGUUUGCUUCCACCUACAUGCUCUUGCUGAUGUCCCUGGACCGGUGCUUGGCCAUCUGUCAGCCGCUGAGGUCUCUGCACAGGAGAGCGGACCGGGUCUCUGUCCUCCUCACCUGGCUGCUGUGCCUGCUGGUCAGCAUCCCUCAGAUCCACAUAUUUUCUCUGAGGGAUGUGGGGAAUGGAGUUUAUGACUGUUGGGCAGAUUUCAUCCAGCCCUGGGGACCUAAAGCCUAUGUCACUUGGAUAACCCUCAUGGUCUACAUCAUUCCUGUAUUGAUGCUGAGCAUCUGCUACGGCUUAAUCAGCUUCAAAAUCUGGCAGAACGUGAAGCUUAAGAUGGCUCACGGGCCCAACAUGGGUCUGGGCUCCAGCUCCUGCAGCGGGACGGCGUUUGCCAGGGUCAGCAGCACCCGGCUCAUCUCCAAAGCCAAGAUCCGGACAGUGAAAAUGACCUUCAUCAUAGUGUUAGCUUUCAUAGUGUGCUGGACGCCCUUUUUCUUUGUGCAGAUGUGGUCUGUGUGGGACACGAAUGCUCCGCAGGAAGCCUCCCCGUUCAUCAUCGCCAUGCUGCUGGCCAGCCUCAACAGCUGCUGCAACCCCUGGAUCUACAUGCUCUACACCGGCCACCUCUUCCACGACCUGAUGCGGCGCUUCCUCUGCUGCUCCACACACUACCUGAAGUCGCGGCCGGCGUGCGAGCUGAGCGUCGGCAAGAAGAGCAACUCCUCCUCCUUCGUGCUCAGCUGCAGGAGCACCAGCCAGCGCAGCUUCACGCAGCCGGGCACCACGUGAGGGCAUCGCCGGCCGGGACCGCGCUCCGCCGCCGCGCUGCCUCCAGCGCCGCCCCGGGACAAGCUGGGACUCGGACAAGCAAGGGGUUUCUGUAUAAAUGGGUGUAUAUAUGUCUGUGCGCGUGUAAGCAUGUACAGCCAUCAUUAUUUAACUGAGGCAGGAGUGAGGGAGGACUUCUGUGCUCCAGGUUUCAGUGCCGCCUGGGACUGGACACCAGGAACCCGCUUCUGGUCCCCAAAACCACUGACAUUGGUGGCUUUUAGACACUGGGAGUGGCAGGUUUUGCCCUGAACGAUCCCACACUGCACCGUGUCCCCGUGGGAUGCGCGGGGCUGCCGCACAGGGUGGCAGGUGCCACCCUGGUGUCACGCACCUGUCCCCAGCUCUGCCGGCAGCAGGAAUCCCGCGGGAUGCAGGGUGGCUGGGGCAGAGCUGCAGGCACCGCGCUCAGCACCGUGUCCUUGCCCGGCUGGAAGCACUGUGGGGCAGGGACAGCCCUGUCCCCAUGUCCCUGCUCGCUGCCAGCCCCGCUUCCUGCCCAGGCCCACCCAUGGCACUGCCAGGACAACGCUGGGGACAACACUAACACCCGGGUGUCCCUGCCCCCCAGCUCAGUGCACACGGGUGGGCAUAGCCAGGGGAGGGGACGGGGAUCUGUGCAAUAACACGUUGGCUGAGUGUGCGCAAACGCUUCUCCGAGGGCAGCAUGUGGGAUUACAGCCGGGCGCCACGGGGUUCAAUGGGAAAACGCCCAUCGAGCCCCCCAAGGGCAAGCUUUUGCUUUGGGUUUGAUGCAGAUCACAUUUAGUCUUCUACACCAAUGCAAUUUUCUUGCUCUGUGACGCACAAGGUCAUGCUGAUGGCAUGGAGUUUUUAUUGUUACAAAAUACCUGUAAGUAAAGUUUUCUGACUGCGUCUGGAUGGAAAGCGGGAGGGGAAGCGCAGAAGGAGCACUACGUUAAAAAAAUGAAGGAAAACGAUGGGAAACGACGCUUGAAACACAAGACCCAACUCUACUCAGUGUAAUGGUGUUUCUGUUUGCGCAGUGCCACACCAAGCACCGGGGACGUGUGCGGGCGUGUUCCGCAGCGCGCGGGCAGCAUGCGGGCAGCACACAGGCAGCACACAGGCAGCACACAGGCAGCACACAGGCAGCAUGUGGGCAGCGCACAGGCAGCACGCAGGCAGCACACAGGCAGCAUGUGGGCAGCGCAUAGGCAGCACGCAGGCAGCACACAGGCAGCACGCAGGCAGCACACAGGCAGCACACAGGCAGCACACAGGCAGCAUGUGGGCAGCGUGCGGGCAGCACACAGGCAGCACGCAGGCAGCACGCAGGCAGCACACAGGCAGCACACAGGCAGCACGCAGGCAGCACGCAGGCAGCGUGGCGCAGCCCCGGCGAGGGCAGCUCUGGUGGCACUGUGAGCGUGCCCAGGAACUCGGCAGCAGAGCCAUGGGGACACCAGGCGAUGCUUCCGCCUUCGCUCCCGCCGCCGGCAGGGACGCACAGGAGCACGGCCAGCGUGCAGCCAGAGGGUAACGUGUUGGGAAUGAAUAUGAAAAAUGCAUUUACACAUGUACUUUAUUUUUUCGCUGUUAUCAACAGGUACAUUUUCACCUUUCAUGUUCUGGCAUUCCUUUGAUUUUUUUUUUCUGGUGGCUUCAAGUGAGCUCUCAGCACAUUUGCUGAACGCAACCCAGCAGAUUCAGUCUCAGCAUGUUUUACCAGCCUGGUUUAAACCCUUAGGUAAGCAGAUAGUGUUUUCCUCCCACGUUCACCUUCUUUCUCCUUGAGAGUAAUUAGCUUCUGUGCCAAACAAGGAGUGGGGGUUCCUGUUUUAUGGUGGACCCGGGGGCCUGGUGCAUCCUCCAUCUGUGAGGACGGGAACACGAUGUGGCGAUGGAUUUUACUGGGACCGAUGGGCAGAGCAAGGAGGACACUUUGGGAGAGGCAGGUGUUGCCUCGCCAGCCCUGGGUGCCAUUGCGGGCUGUGCUUACGGGGUCACGCAGACGGGGCUGAGCCCCAUGCGUGGGGACACCGCGGCCGAGUGACCCCCCAGCCACCAGCCGAGCUCCCACACCAUCCCCGGGCUGCAGCUCCGGGUUUGUCGCUGUGGGAGGAUAUUGAAUGUGCUGCCAAAAAGCUUCGCAUAAUGACCAAAAGCAAAAGAGGGGUGCUGACACACGGGCGGUGUGUGCUCCACGUGCAGGGAGACCACAGAGCGCUCCAGUGGGGAGCCCAGAGUUCUGCAGGUUUUGGGCUCAUGCUCUGAACCACUAGGACAAAACAUAUAUUCCAGAAUUGGUUGUAAUUAUUUUUAUUCCCACAAAAAGCUUUAAAAAAUGCUCAUGAUAAAAUGUUUUUGAAGACUUUUUUUUUCCACUACAAAUAUCUAAAUAUCUUUUUUCUAUCACUCCAUCCAUCCCGAGGCCCGGUGUCGCUGGAGCACGGGUGCUACGUUGCCAUGGGAUAAUGAACAUCCGCAAUCCCAAGCCGCUGGAAGAACACCAACAGAAAAUCUGGCUCUUUCUUGUCCUUGGCAUGGCGCUGCAAGAAGCUCUGGCUCCGAGUCUUUGUUGGAAGCCAAAGGGAAAAAGCACAUGAAUACAAUUGAGAAUAACCUCUGAACAGCAAGACCUCCUGGGCCCUGAUUCAGCAAAGCACUUAAGGCCAGAGCCAAGAAAGUGUUUCAGUGCUGCAGAGUUAAAGUAUGGCUUCGUGAGGAUGGGCUAAGUGAAUUAAUUGGCAAUACAGCAGAGGAAAUUGCUCCCAGUUGGGCUUUCUGCCCUCAUCCCAGUGUUGCCCCAGGAGCGGGCAGGGUACUGGAGGAUGCUCCUUCCUCUGCCCCUGCACAUCUGCGGAGCCAGAGCAGCGAGCACCUGGGGAACAUUCCCCCUGAGAAACAAGCCAAAGCUUCACCUAAAGCCGAGCUUGUCCUUUCCCAAGCAAAGUCACCCAAAGCCAUUUGUUCUCAACGCUGCUGGGCACUGCCCACUCUGCAGCCCCAUCACAGAGCUUAACGAUGCCCUGUAAUUAAACAGCGAGUGUCACGUUGCCACAAGUGGUUUUGCAGCUGCUGGUGGCCCAGGCCCAGCACGUACUCCCAGGAGGCAGACACCACAUUUCAUUCACUAAUUGAUCCGGAUUUCAAAGCUCUGCUGAAAUGCAAACACACAUGAAAAAAAUUAGCUUUCACUAUUCUAUCCAUAAAACUCUUGUGCAGCAAGAUUUAAUACAGAAGCUUCCACAAUAGCAAUUAUUUGCAACAAAUUAUAAUAAUUCAUAUGCAAGUAUUUCUCAUAGUGUCGUUCUAGACUGGAGGGAUGGAGAAGCAGGCAGGGUUUGGUCUGUUGUCCAGCAGCAUCUCUGCACCCUUGCUUCUCAAUCUGCAGCUGCAGGUCGUGGCCCAGGGCCAUGGUCCAGGAGAUGCUGCGGUCUAGGGAUGCUGUGGUCUAGGGAUGCUGCGGUCCAGGGAUGCUGCAGUCCCUCUUGCAGGAACAUGGCAUGAUGCCGGUGGUCUCCCUGGGCUGCUUGCUGAGCCUCAAUGGGCUUCUCUUCUCCUAAAGCUUCUGGCUUUGAGCUGGAGCGAGAAGCAGCUCUGACAACCUGCGCUGCACAGGUCCCUGGGCACGGGGGGUCUGCGUACUGAGGGCAGGACACAGAGGUCCAUGUGCCAAGGAGAGGACACGCUGCAGGACCGGGGAACCUGUGCAGAGGGUGGUUGGGGUGUGCGUGGGGACCUAGACCUCCUUCCGCAGAGCAACUCGGAUGUUGCUGCAGAUCUUGGAGAGCGCCUCAAAGAGCGGGUCGCAGAAGGUGUGGAUGCAGAGGGAGUAGAUUCGGCUGACGCACUGGAUCUCGAUCAGGUAGCUCUUGAUGCAGGGUACCACCGCCCAGAUGUGGCAGAAGGAGAUGAGGGCAAAGAGGAAGCCCCAGACCACGGCCAGGGGGAUGCCCAGCACGGCAGAGAGCAGCCGGUAGCACCAGUACUUGCUGACGGUGAAGGUGGUGUAGCUGGUUUUCCAGACGCCGUCAAAGCUGUAUGUUCCCACAGGCUCAGCUAUCACAUCCUCAAAAUCCACCUGUGGGGAGAGAAGACGGAGGUAAAGGAGGUUUGGGGGCCUCCAGUGCAGGGGUGAGGAUCCAAGCCUGAACGGGGGGGCUGGGGAGAGCCUGGGCUGUGCUGGGGGGACACGGAUCCCCUGCACCCCCCGGGCAAGGGGACCCCUGCCCUGCAGAGCUCUGAGCGGGACGCAGCGCGGGGCUCCCGGCGCUGCCUGACUCAGCAUGGCACACACAGGCUUCACCCACGGGCUGGGGACAUUCCCCAUUCCGAUCCCUGAGCUGUGGGCACAGGUGUGGGAGGCACGAGCCCUCGGAUGGGAGCUGUGCGUGGGAGCGCUUACUCCAGAGGAGCCCAGAGCCCGUUCCUGCCCGUUUUUAGCUUUCAGGGACAUGGGCUGCUUGCUCGGCAAGAAGGUGGUUUGUGCUAAUAAAAAUCCAGCAGCCCUCUUGAUUUACGGCUUAUUUAUGUAUAUCUGUGGAGGCGAGCUGCUUAGUUCUGCCUGUGCUCUGUCUGAAAAGGGAGAGCCAUCGGCUUGGCAGUGCCCUUCCCGGGAUGGUGCCAUUGUGUGCAGGCAUCGCGAGCGUCUCUGAAUGACUAAUGCUCUUAAAAGCCUCUGAACUACAUGUAGAGAUCUUGUAGUGGCGUAACUCAAUUUUAGGGGAUGCAUGAGCCAAGCUAUUUGUCUUGAAAAAUGGCAUGGCCUUUCCUGGGGAAGCUAAUGUGUUUGUUUGUACACUUAGGUUAAAUUGCAACAUCCACUCUGGUUCUGGAAGCACUUUGAUCACAAAAACUUUCUGCACGAUCUUCAGUUUCCUGGGGCGGGCAGGAGGUUGGGCAGGAACCCUGACAGCAGGGCUGGCGGGUCUGGAACGCCGGCUGGGUGAGCUGGACCCAUCAGCAGGUCCCUGCACACCUGCCUGGGGGCCUGAGGUGCCAAUCAGGAUCAAUUAAUGAAGGGCGUGGCAGGCUAUAAGAGAAGGGUCUCUGCCUGGCUGCUGUUUCUGCUGGUGAUGCCCCAGAAGUGGGUCUGGAGGAGCAGGAGAGGCAGAAUCCAGAGCUGAGCCUGGGUACAGCCCCAUGGUUUUGGGGACCACCAAAUGCAGGUACCGCUCUGUUGCUUUGCUGGGGAAGAGGCUGUUUUGAGCUCUGCAAAGCCUCUGUGGCUGGUGCUACUGCUGUAACCCAUGCAGUUUCAAAUCCUGGCUGUUGCACCGUGCUGCUCAGGAUGGGCUUGUCUAUGGCAAUGGGAACCCCCCAGCCUGCAAACCGCCCUGCUCCCCUCUGCACGCUUUGAGCAUCAGCGGUUCGGAGCCUGGGGUGUUCUGGAGUGUAUUGCUGCUCUCUGGGGAGGGGGAGGCUCUGCCUUGUCCUCCAGGACACUGCUGCAGGGUCACAGCGAGCAGCGUGGGCGCGGGAUGCUCUCUGCCUUCCCCCAGCCUUAUCGGCCCUGCUAUUUUUAAGGCAGGAGGAACAGGAGGUACGUUGAGCAAGGGCUCUGAAAGCUUCCAAAGCUGGUGGAGCAGCAGUGUGGCCAUGGGAGGGGAUGAGCUUGGAAAUCCUCUUUUGGGGAUCCCCAAGGGGGAACAGGCAGAGGUGGGGCUGCUAACAGUCAGCAAGCUCAGUUCGUCUGAAUUCCACCCCGCGACAAUAACUUCAGCAGCACAGUUACAACUAUUAGUUGGUGACUAUGCAAAACGAGGAAAAGCUUGACAGGCUUGAGGUGAAGAAAACCACAACUUACAUCUGAAAAAUGGAGUGUGGAGCUUAGAAUGAGAUAUGAGCAAGCUGUUGGUAUCAGCAGGGUCUGUUGUGAAAGGACAAGGGCUGAUGGUUUUAAACUUAAGGAGGGAGAUUCAGGCUCGAUAUGAGGAAAAAAUUGUUGUCCUGAGGGUGGUGAGAGCCUGGCCCAGGUUGGCCAGAGAGGUGGUGGAUGAACCAUCCCUGGAGACAUCCCAGGCCAGGCUGGACGGGGCUCUGAGCAACCUGAGCUGGUGAAGAUGUCCCUGUCAUGGCAGGGGGGGCACUGGGGGAGCUGGGAAGGUCCCUCCAACCCCAGCUGUUCUGUGGUUCUGUGCAAUGGUGCUGCCACGAGGGUUGGGGGUGGCCUGGAAGAUGCUGGUGUCACCCCCGGUGACAGGGCUGUGGGGGCGUGCUGGGCGGUGCAGAUGUGGGACGUGCUGCCGGGAACACACUGCAGAUCCGCCGUGCCUGGCAGCUGUCACGGGCACGUCUCGCCGCGCACAGGGUGCCCAUCUAUGGUGUCACUGUCACAGCUCAUCCAGGGAGAUUUCAAUAUGACCGUGCCCAUGGCUUUAGCAGUAAUAGUGUCUUAAUGCACAAACGCAAGCUUGAAUCUCAGCAACAUGACUGAGGCCACGUCCUGUUCCAAAGCCUUUGUGAGCAGGCUUUGUUCCUUCUGGCAUGUCAUCCUCUUUGAUCUGUCAGUGCAGUUUUAACAAACCCCUUCCAUCUCCUCCUGUUCUCCUUUGAGCCAAAAUUAUCUUUUCCAUAGUGCUACCAAAGCUCAGAGCAGCCCAGCUCUGCUGAUCAGCAUGUGGGAAAAUGCUUCCCUGUUCAGCCAGGCCAGAAACUCCUUUUGGUCACAAAUAAAUGGAGGAGCCUUGCUGCACCCUCCUGCUGCCAUGGCUGAGACACGAUCUGCUUCCAAAUAGGACAAUGCAUAUCUAAUGCUCUGGUGCUCAGAUUGUCAGGUCUUUUUCCAAGGUUCCCUUUAAAUCAGCGAUAUGGGCUGACCCUGUUUUAUUUUUGGCUCCCCACUUGUGCAAAGGAGGGCGUCUCCAUAAGCUUUCAGGCUACAGCCGGUGAAGCUGGGGAGCGCACUCAAGGAAUGGGAAAUGCCGCGCUAACCGGAGCCGUGCACGGCACACGGUCACCCAGCGGGGCUGGGGCUCGUGGCAGGACCCCUGCAGCCCCCGGUAACGGCACCUCCUGUGGCACACGGAGCAGGGACUCGCAGCCCUGCCUGAGCUCCAGCCCAGCACCACAAUACCCACAACCUAUUGCAUUAAGCGUCAGCAAUGCUUCCGUAACACCGUGUGGAGACAACCCUACCUUGACAACAUCCUCGUUGAUGCGCUUCGGGUCUCUGUUCACCAGGUCGAUCUCUUUGACGUGCUGGUCCUUGAUGAUGAUCCUCUCGUCCAGCUCGCUCUGCUCCUCGGCCAUGGCUGCAGGGGACGGGACGGGUGGCGGGCAGGCUGCGAGCACCAGCUGCCCUGCGCCCCUGGCACCGCUCCAGGCUAAAAUUAAUGUCCUGGCUCCCGGGCCCGCCCUCGACUGUCCAUUAAAGGGGCUUUGCUGGGGACAGCCCCCGCCGUGUCACCUCUGGGGGGGCACAUGUGGGCAGCUGGUGGCCCUGGAGCUGAGGUGAGGGUGGCGCAGGGGGUGGGUGUGCAGCCCCCGCUGGGAUUUUCUCCUUGCAUGGAGAGGCGGAGUGGGAGAAACAAUGCCCAAACUGGGGAAGAAGUCCUCAAAAGCCUGAGAGAAAUAGUUGUUUAUAAGAUAAAUGGUUGUUUAUGGAUCUGUAAAUGAAGGAGCUCAGGGGACACAGGAAUUAUUAUUAUUAAAAUAUUGCCCAGAGAGGCCAUGUUGUCUUGGGAUGGUUGGUGAGCCUCGGGGUCCCUCUGCGAGCCCAGGAGGCCCCUCAUGGUAUCAGCCGGGAUUCCUUCCCUUCUAGCUUUUUCACACAGAGAAAGUCAAGGGAACCCAGAGACCAACCCACGACCUGUGGCGGCUGGAACAUCUCCUCCAUGGACACUAGUGGCAGCUGAUGUUGGGGACGCUCUGUGGUGGGACACAUGCACGGCUAAAGCUGAGAUGGCCACAGCUUGUCAGAGACCUCCCGACCCCUUCUGUGGGGAGAGAAAGGGCUGGCAGGUUAAAGCGCAGUUUUGAUGAUCCAUUCCACAAUGCUGCUUCUCCCUGCAAACAGGAUCCUGUGAGUGCUGGUGCCGUGUGAUCGGUCUGUGGUUUCUCCUGCGUGUUCCCCUGCGAUGCUCCAGGUGCACAGCUGGGUCCCUGGUGGCACAAGGACACGUGUGCAGGGUUGGUAGUGCUGGACCUGAGUUCCUCUUGUGUUGGGCACAAGUCUGCGAACCUGGUUAAUGGAUCUGCAAACACCUGAGCCUCUCCUUGUCUUCCUUUGCUGGCUUAAACAAGCACCAGCAUGAACCUUGGGCAAGGACUUUGUGCCACAUGAGGUUUGCACUACAAAGCACCUUGAGUUUCACAUACAGAAAUGAUUUAAAGUAAACAAGCUGGAUGGAAAUGCACAGGAGGAGCCAAAGCCCCAGGCAAGAAAGCUGUUUAAUGCACUCUUCUGCUGGUCAACUUGCGAACGCUUGCGGGAAUUGUGUGUUUCCAAGAGAAUGGGACGAGGCUCCUCCAUCCAUUCCAACUUCCCUGUCUCCGUUCCUGCGCUCUCCCACGGGCACUGCCAUGCAGAGCUCCGUUACCACAAACGGCACCUGGCCCUUCUGCCGGUUCUGCUGUUGGCCUGGGAGAGGAACCUGGUCCUGCCUGGUUAGUGUCGGUUCUUGGGCAGCCUGGCUGCGCUGGGACCCGUGUCCUGUGCCCAUGAGCAGCACGGGGGCCCUCGUGCUCACACUCGUCCUCGCUCUUCACUCCUCAAGUGUUAAUGAGCACAGCACAAGCCAAAGCCAGGGAUUUAACAGCAUUGCCAUUUCAGAGGCAGCUGAAAUAGGUGGCUGGUAAAUAAAAGUUCGAGUAGAAGCUCUGUCAUGUUUAAUAUCAAUCAAAAUUAAAUUUCACUGAGGAAGUACAGAAAAAAUGUUCAUUUAUCAUUCAAGUCGUCUUAGUUUGCUUCGAUUUAAAGUGUUUUGCCCUUUAGAAGAGAGAGAAAGUCUAUGAAUAUUAAAUUCGUGCCAUUGUGGACACACAACCACCUCAUCUUUCUGCAUUCUGUCCCUGUUGUGAGUGCUGGGACAGGAGCUGGAGACUGUCCUGGGGGUCCAGGGGGCUGGGGGUGCUCUGGAGGGUGAGUAGGUGCUGCCGCUUCUGCAGAUGUGAGCAGGGGACAGGUUUAGGGUCACACAGAGCAGAAUCGGGGCUGCUCUGCUGGAAAUCCUGCUCUUUAUUAGUAAUGGAGCCUUUGGUGUAGGGCAGGGAGGGAGAGCAACAGCCUGGGUAAAGCUGCACUUCAUCCUGUGCUCCACAGCCAACAACUCUUCCUUUUGCCUCUGAGUUGUUUUGAGCUGCUUUUCGCUUUGGACGUCAGUGCUGAAUCUCUGGAUGCCCAGAUGCUGGGGGUGCAGCAGAGCCCUUGGUCUGGGUGGGGGGUGAUGCAGCCGUCCCCGACGGGCAGGGGGACAGGGCUGCCCUCCAGCGGGGACACAGCGGGUUGGUGGGAGACCUGAGGAGAUGACAACACAUAAAGACAUGCAGGUACCACAGAGUUUGUGCUUCUAAUGCUGUGUUUAACGAUAGCAGUGCACUGGCUACCAUGCAAACAUCUACAGCUGCAUUUCUUGUCAUGCAACUUGUCAGAAACUAAUUGAGCCUGUAACAGCUAGCUAUUUCCUAAUUCCCUCUUAAUUGCAUUCUUAUGGCUGUAGGCAAAGCUACAUUGAAAAUGUUGGACAAAUGACUGCCCUGUAUCAGAUUAGAGGGGAACAAAGUGCGUUGGGUGCUGGAGCAGUCAAGGUGCUCAGCAGAGUGCUCAGCGCAGCAGUCAGGGUGCUCAGCAGAGUGCUCAGGGUGCUCAGUGCAGCAGUCAGGGUGCUCAGCAGAGCAGCCAUGCUCACACCCGCAGCCCUGGCCAGGUCUGUCCGUGCUGCUGUGGGAAUGUUCAGGUCCCUGGGGCCUGUCCUGGGGACACGGUGACCCGGCGCGGUGCUGAGGGGUUGGCAGCACUGGGGGUGAGUCCUGUUCAGGGAACAUCCCGCGCUGAGUGCCUCCUGCGCUGUUGCUCCUCCACUGCAGGCACGAGAGCACAGCGCUGGAGCGGCCCCUUUCAGCUCGUGUUUAUGUCUCCUCUCAAUCUCUGUGCUUUUCUCUCACACCAACACUCUGAAUUCCUUUAGAUUUUCAUUUUUAAAUAGCCUCGCUUGGCUUUUCCUUAUCAAGUGAGAGCCUUUUCUUGAUUUAUCACUGGUGACAUAACCAAUUGGGCAUUCUGAUAAUCAGAUUUAACUAGUUGGUGUGCUGCUGAUUAGAACCAGGGUCCGAACUCGCCUUUGGCUGUUAUUUAUCCUGAUGUUAUUAGUUUUUCCUUUAAUCAAAGCCCAUGCAUCAGUGAGUAAUGCUUUCCCUUCAGCAAGCACUGCUCCAGGCUGCAGGACCGGGACCCAGGUGAGGAGGGAGGCGCUGCCAGCAUCCUGGAGAUCUGCAUCAACCUACAGCCGAUGCGAUGAGAAACCAGUUAAAACUCUCUUGCCGGCAAGAAAAUGACCCCAAGUAGGGGGUUUAAGUGUAGGCGCCUCCUGUGGACAUCUCGAGCCCUGUCCUGCAGCCACUGGGACAAAUGUUGCCCCAAGAAGCCGUGGGUGGCUUGUCCAGCACCGCCUGCUCCUCACCCGUUACCGGCUGCUGCAGCCCCAGCCCCAGCAGACAGCUUUUGGAUUUCAGCUCGGACUGUCCAGAUCUGCGGAACAAGCCCAUGGAGCAGCGCGUGUCAGUUGGGGGGCGGCUGCAGCCGGAGCCUCGUCCCCCCGCUUUGGUGACAUUGUGCACUGGGGCACCUUCCCCUUGUCCCACUGGCUUUACAGAGAGGCUCCCUGGGACCCGUCCAGCCGCACUGGGGUCGGGCAGAGCGUUUGGGGUACCUGGGCCCAACAGUUGCUUCUUCUAUGACUUA